CUUUUGACAUUACCUGUUCCAUUUACUAAUGUUUUAAUAUUCCUCCUAUGCUUUCACUUUUCAGCUUAUCGGAAGCUUGCUAGGAGUUAUCACCCAGAUGUGAACAAAGAACCUGGGGCAGAGCAAAAAUUCAAGGAUAUUAGCAAUGCAUAUGAGGUUCUGUCUGAUGAUGAGAAACGAUCCUUAUAUGACAGAUAUGGAGAGGCUGGACUUAAAGCUGGUCCGGGCUUUAAUGAUUUCAGCAAUCCCUUUGAUCUGUUUGAGUCGUUAUUUGAAGGCAUAAAUCAGGGGGGAAGACCUUCUAGGAAUAGAGCAGUUGAUGGUCAGGAUGAGUAUUACAAUCUUGUCUUAAACUUUAAGGAAGCAGUUUUUGGGGUUGAGAAAGAGAUUGAGAUAAGCCGACUAGAGAGCUGUGGGACUUGCAAUGGUUCAGGUGCUAAACCAGGGACCAAUCCAUCCAAAUGUAGCACUUGUGGUGGGCAAGGACAGGUUGUCUCAUCAGCGAGGACCCCGUUAGGUGUCUUCCAGCAGGUAAUGACCUGCUCUUCUUGUGGUGGGACUGGGGAAAUAUCCACCCCUUGCAACACGUGUUCUGGGGAUGGUCGGGUAAGAAGGACAAAACGGAUAAGUCUGAAAGUUCCUGCUGGUGUGGACUCUGGUAGCCGUUUAAGGGUCCGAAAUGAAGGAAAUGCUGGAAGACGAGGUGGCGCUCCUGGUGACCUCUUCGUAAUUAUUGAAGUUAUGCCAGACCCUGUCCUUAAACGUGAUGACACCAACAUUUUGUAUACCUGCAAGGUUUCCUACAUUGACGCGAUCUUGGGAACUACAAUCAAGGUUCCGACAGUGGAUGGUGUGGUUGAUUUGAAGAUUCCGGCUGGUACCCAACCAAACACGACUCUUGUAAUGGCCAAGAAAGGUGUUCCUCUAUUGAAUAAGAGCAACAUGAGGGGCGAUCAGUUGGUUCGCGUGCAGAUUGAAAUCCCAAAGAGAUUGAGCUCUGAUGAGAGAAAGCUCAUUGAAGAACUCGCUGAUCUAAGCAAGGGCAAGACUGCAAGCAGUAGGAGAUAGUUGUCUGCGGCAUCAUUUUGCAUUUAUCUGUUUAUUGCUGAUCUCAUCAGUUAUAUUCUCCUUUGUGGGUCCAACUUUGUUGAACCUUGAUGCAUAUUAAGGGGAAUUCAGCAGUUCUCAGGACUUUGGAAAGGGCGAGAGCACGUGUUUGUAGUUGUAGGUAAAUUAUAUUUUGUGAUAAUUUUUCCCCCACAUAAGUUAUCUUAAAUGACAGGAGGUAGAAAAAGAGGUGAAAAUUGAGGAUCCAUUACUCUUUCAUCAUCUGUAUUUAAACAUAGAACUUAUUCUUUGGGAUUGAACAUAAAUUUCAGCUACAUUUUGUAGUCUUUUGUGUUUUUAUUUCAAUUUUUUGAGGACAUUUGAUGAAUCAAAAAGCAUCUUCAUAAUUGUAUCACAAUUUUGUAAUUUUCAAAAUGUUUUUAAUUA
Molecule: messenger RNA, 1494 nt
Organism: Quercus lobata
Lineage: Eukaryota; Viridiplantae; Streptophyta; Magnoliopsida; Fagales; Fagaceae
Product: chaperone protein dnaJ A6, chloroplastic-like
Exons: 4
Biological process (GO): protein refolding; response to heat
Cellular component (GO): cytoplasm; chloroplast thylakoid membrane
Molecular function (GO): ATP binding; heat shock protein binding
Source: RefSeq, a predicted model, not a curated record